UUAUUUCGGAUUAAUCAGAGGCAGACGUGAGACAGCAGCAGCAUAUAAAUGACACACACCGAGAGCCAAGUCGCCGCACCACCUAAACUUGGGCGAAAACACAACAAACAAACAAACCACGAGUCCAUGCCUGUGUUCUUCACUGCGAAACACUUGUAAGGAGUUAGACAAAGAAUGGGCGUGAGUUAUCCCUUGAACGAGAGCCCGGAGACCUUGGCUUAUUGUGUUAUUUAUUUAUUUUUGAAUUUUUCUUGGACCAGCAUCUGAGCGCUCGGCUCAGUCGCUGAGAGGCAGAGGAGGAACCAGCAGCAUGGAGUGCGCAGGAUGUACGUCAACCUUUGUGUGACUUUGAGCACUUGCCUUCUCCCCAAAUCCAAGUAAGGUGCGCAGGGAGGAGGGGAGACGCGGAGUCAGGGGGUGUUUGAGAGUGAGCGAGAGCAAGAGAGGGAGGAGAGAAGGGGAGGAAAGUGUGCACCAGGUGAUCGAGUGCUAACAAACCUCCACGGGGGCUGCCGGGUUCGAACACAGGAUCAGCGACCAUGGUGCCAGCGCGCUGCCCGGGACUGGCCCACCUCCUCCUCCUCCUCCUCCUGGGGUGCACCGUGGCUCUCUGCCUCGGCCAGAACGACACGGAGCCCAUCGUGUUGGAGGGCAAGUGUCUCGUCGUGUGUGACUCGAACCCUUCCUCGGACGGAGCGGUCACGUCCUCACUCGGCAUCUCGGUGCGCUCCGCCGGGGCCAAGGUGGCUUUUUCGGCCGUGCGUGGAACCAACCACGAGCCGUCAGAGAUGAGCAACACCUCCAUGACAAUCUACUUUGAUCAGGUUUUAGUGAACAUCGGCAACCAUUUUGACCUGAAGGCGAGUGUUUUCCAAGCCCCAAGGAGGGGGAUAUAUAGUUUUAGCUUCCACGUGGUGAAGGUCUAUAACAGACAAACCAUUCAGGUAAACCUGAUGCAAAAUGAUUACCCAGUCAUAUCAGCUUUUGCCGGGGACCAGGACGUGACAAGGGAGGCGGCCAGUAAUGGAGUACUGCUGAUGGUGGAGCGAGAGGACCGUGUCUAUCUGAAGCUGGAGCGAGGCACCCUCAUGGGCGGUUGGAAAUACUCCACCUUCUCAGGCUUUCUGGUCUUUCCUCUAUAAUCUGACCUUGGAUGUGACUCUGCUUGGAAUGACAACAACGACAAAAAAGAACAACGUGCGAUUUAUUUUGAACUCUAAGAACUUGUCAGCCAAGGAAGUCAAUGACGAAACUCCUGAAUAUCCUCAACAUCCUCCGUCCACCUCCUCCGCCCCCUCGCUCCCUCCUCCUCCUCCCAUCAGUCUACUAUCUCGUCCAAUAUGAACCUUGGACAUUCAAAUAUUCACAUCCAUCAACUUGUACGCACCAGGAUGUCGUGGUGGUGUCUUUGGGAUUUUGGCUGGCUUGGGAAACUUUGCCAAAAAGGACAAAAUUAAAGAAGGAAGAGAGGACAUGACGUGGAAGAGGCGACGACUGUGUUAUGCUCUAUUUUAAGUUUUGUAUAGCCUUAAAGAUUAUAUGGUUUUCGUCUAAGUGAAGUAUAUGGAAUUAUGGACAAGCUGAGAGUGAAGUGCUUUCACGCCCAAAGCCGUCUUUUGCACGAAUGGAAUUUUUAUUUUUUUUAUUAUUUUUUUUUAAUGUUUUGUGCUGUCAAUGGUGUUACGUUUGGAUGCUGAAAAUAAGCCAAAUUUGGGCCACAAGAAGAAGAAUUAUUUAUGAAAAGAAGAGGACACACCGGAAACGACUUGACUUGGAGAGCCCUUUUGCUGAAGAAAAAAAAAAAGAAUGAUUCUAUAAUUUUGAAAAUACAUUAUUCACAUGAGUGUGUUUGCGCAAUCCGCGUAUAGCUUUUGAUCGAUUUAAUGUUCAGUGAAAUUGCUCACUAAAUGUAAACUGUGGAAACAAUACAAGAAUCCCUAUAUAUGUCCCGCUUAAUAAACUAUAUUGUAUUGUAUA
This is a messenger RNA of Phyllopteryx taeniolatus (common seadragon), 1977 nucleotides long. It is a transcript of the gene cbln2b, whose product is annotated as cerebellin 2b precursor. The transcript has 4 exons. The record is from RefSeq and is a predicted model, not a curated record. Bases 540 to 1142 code for a protein of 200 amino acids. NCBI's taxonomy places the organism in Eukaryota, Metazoa, Chordata, Actinopteri, Syngnathiformes, Syngnathidae. Gene Ontology annotation, molecular function: protein binding.